Messenger RNA from Aspergillus mulundensis, 2085 nucleotides. RefSeq names its product MCM DNA helicase complex subunit MCM5. The record is from RefSeq and is a predicted model, not a curated record. NCBI's taxonomy places the organism in Eukaryota, Fungi, Ascomycota, Eurotiomycetes, Eurotiales, Aspergillaceae. The coding region runs from base 1 to 2085 and encodes 694 amino acids. Gene Ontology annotation, biological process: DNA replication; double-strand break repair via break-induced replication; DNA replication initiation. The transcript is spliced from 2 exons. Gene Ontology annotation, molecular function: ATP binding; DNA replication origin binding; single-stranded DNA binding. Gene Ontology annotation, cellular component: MCM complex; nucleus.
AUGCUUUCAUCUACCGGUAUGCCAGAACGGUCGGGCAAACUCCGUGCAAGGCUAAUGAAAGUCAGAGAUCAAUUACGCCAAAACGCUCUCGUCAAGCAGUACUAUUGUGACAUCGACAUUGCCCAUCUGAUUUCCUACAACGAGGAAUUAGCCCACAAGCUCACCACCGAGCCUGCAGAUAUCAUCCCUCUCUUCGAGGCGGCCCUUCAACAAUGUACUCAACGCAUCGUUUACCCCUCGCAACGAGACAUCGUUCUCCCUACCCACCAGCUUCUCCUCCACUCUUCAGCCACCCACAUUUCCAUCCGCGACUUGAACGCUACAAACAUCUCUCACCUCGUCCGCAUUCCUGGUAUCGUGAUUGGUGCCUCAACAAUAUCCUCCAAGGCCACGACAGUCCACAUUCGCUGCAAAUCCUGCGAUCACGCUGACAAUAUCCGGGUCGACGGUGGUUUCUCAGGUCUCACACUCCCCAGGCGGUGCGCUCGCCAGCGCCAACCCGGCGAAGAGCCCGACACUCAGUGCCCGCUUGACCCCUAUGUAGUUGCUCACGAAAAAUCUCAGUUUGUCGACCAGCAAGUGCUCAAGCUUCAAGAAGCCCCGGACCAAGUUCCAGUUGGUGAACUGCCACGACACGUCCUCAUCUCUGCCGACCGGUACCUCGCCAACAGGGUUGUCCCCGGUUCCCGUUGCACGGUGAUGGGUAUCUUCUCUAUCUAUCAAAAAGGAGGAAAGGAAAAGGGUGCUGUGGCCAUUCGCAACCCCUACCUGCGGGCUGUUGGCAUCACAACGGACCUCGACCAUACCGCCAAAGGGAGCUAUAUUUUCUCGGAAGAAGAAGAACAAGAGUUUCUGGAACUCAGCCGUCGUCCUGACUUGUACGAUGCUCUUGCGAGGAGCAUUGCUCCCUCUAUUUACGGAAACCUGGAUAUUAAGAAGGCUAUCGUGUGUCUGCUGAUGGGAGGAUCCAAGAAGAUUCUUCCUGAUGGUAUGAAACUUCGUGGAGACAUCAACGUCCUUCUCCUUGGUGACCCUGGUACCGCCAAAUCUCAACUGCUGAAGUUUACCGAAAAGGUCUCACCAAUCGCCAUCUACACCUCCGGUAAGGGUUCAUCCGCUGCUGGUCUCACAGCGUCUGUGCAGCGAGACCCAGCUACGCGCGAGUUCUACCUGGAAGGUGGCGCCAUGGUACUUGCAGACGGAGGCGUCGUCUGCAUUGAUGAGUUCGACAAGAUGAGAGACGAGGACCGAGUUGCUAUUCACGAAGCCAUGGAACAGCAGACGAUUUCCAUCGCCAAAGCCGGUAUCACCACCAUCCUUAACUCCCGAACCUCCGUCCUUGCCGCAGCGAACCCCAUCUUCGGCCGCUACGAUGACCUCAAGACGCCCGGCGAGAACAUCGACUUCCAAACCACCAUCCUGUCCCGUUUCGAUAUGAUCUUCGUGGUUCGCGACGACCACGAGCGCAGCCGCGACGAGAACAUCGCCCGGCACGUUAUGGGGGUGCACAUGGGCGGUCGCGGUAUCGAGGAGCAAGUCGAGGCAGAGAUUCCCCUCGAGAAGAUGAAGCGGUACAUCAGCUACUGCCGGAGCCGCUGCGCGCCCCGUCUCUCCCCCGAAGCUGCCGAGAAGCUUUCGUCGCACUUCGUCUCGAUCCGAAAGCAGGUCCACCGCGCUGAGCUCGACGCCAACGCCCGCUCUUCCAUUCCCAUCACAGUCCGUCAGCUCGAAGCCAUUGUCCGUAUCACCGAAUCGCUCGCCAAGUUGAGCCUGCAGCCUAUCGCAACCGAAGCCCACGUUGACGAAGCCAUCCGCAUUUUCCUUGCCUCAACUAUGGACGCCAUUACACAGGGCGAGGGUCAGGGAAGCAGAGAAAUGAUGGAGGAAGUCUCCAAGAUCGAAGACGAGCUGAAGCGCCGACUUCCCAUCGGAUGGAGUACCAGUCUUGCCACUCUGCGCCGCGAGUUCGUCGACGGCAGAGGAUACACAGAGCAAGCGCUAAACAGGGCAGUCAUUGUGCUGCAGCGGAGGCAAACGAUUCAGAUACGGUCUGGAGGUUCACAGGUGUACCGACAGGGUGUAUAG